AUGCCUCGCAUUUAUACGAGCGACAAGAUCAAUUGCAGUGAUAGAUAUGUGUACGAGCCAUUGAAGGCGCCCGCAUCAGAGAUUCGAUUUCUCCAGCUGCAUCUUCAACGCACGCCAAUAAACUGGCAUGAUGAUUUGACCACCCGUAGCGAAUCGACCUUCAACGUUUCCCUCACAACGACUGGUUGCGACAGUGACGCUGGUAUAGAUCUACCUGUCUACCACGCACUUUCGUAUACCUGGGGUGAUGCCAAUGAUGUAUUGCCGUUGGUCUGCGAUGGCAAGAUCAAAGAGGUCACCCGAAAUCUGUGGGAAUUCCUACUACAAAUCUGGGAGCGUGUACACGGUCGUCUGAGAGAAGACACUUUCUGCAGCAUCAUUCCAUUCGAUAACCUAUUAUGGAUUGAUGCUAUCUGUAUCAACCAGGAGGACCUCGUUGAGAAGAGUCAGCAAGUUCAGCAAAUGGCUCAAAUCUACAGUAGCGCUGCAAGAGUCAUUGUAUGGCUUGGAUCUCAUGACGGUUUUGCUGAGGAUGCUCAAGAAGUCAUAGUGCCGCUUGAUACUCGAGGCACUUUCGAUUACGAUCCGUGUCCGCCACGACCUGAUUCACGCAUGACUAUGCUCGUUGAUCUUGACGCAAAGUGGGAGUCAAAAGUGGAUCGGGAAGAGACGCUCGAGAUCUUGGAUACCAUCAUGGAGGCAUUUUCUCAAAGUGAUUGGAAGUCUUUCGACGCGUUUGUUGCUCUCAUGAAUUUGCCUUAUUGGGAACGAGCAUGGGUAGUGCAGGAGGUCGCUUUGGCUAAUCACAAUGAAGCCUUAGUCUUGAUCGGCAGCCAAGUGUGGGCGUGGGCAACACUUGUCAAUGCCGCUCAUACGCUGAUGGUCAUCAUGUACCUAAUCAAUCAUGAGAAAGAUUGGGAGACAGCCUCGAAAUGGCCGAAAGACAGGAUAGCGACGUUACGCAGUCAGUCUGUUAGACUUGAUCGAUUUACGGCGGACGCGAUGUCAGAAGAUCGGCCGUUAUCAGAAUACAUCCCUAGCGCUAUCUUCCGAGAGAUGAAAGCGAGUCUGCUGGUUGAUCAUAUCUAUUCACUUCUCUCCCUAGCGAGUGAUCGGCAAACUUGUGGUAUCAUUCCAGAUUACAACAAAGCAGUCGCAGAGGUAUAUCAAGACGUCACAUACUACCUCUUACGAACGACCGGAGCUAAAGCGCUCGCAUCAUGCGAAAUCUGUCGUGCAGAAAAGCUCAACUUGCCAUCCUGGGUGACAAACUUUGCGGAACAUGGUGUCUGGACUCUGAACAUCCCACGAGUCGACAUCAACAAAAUGCGUAUCUAUGCUGCUGGUGGUCCCCGCAAAGAUUUCACAUAUCGCAUUGAUGGACAGUCUCUAGCUUUACGCGGCCGCAGAGUCGACACGAUCUGUCAUUUUGCUGACAUACUCCCCAGCGAGAAAUUUCACGCCACUCAGUGGCUUCGCAAUUUCCAGGCUUUCGUAGAGGAAGCGGUGCAGAGUCAUGGGACGACGAUAGAGAAUGCAUGGCGAGUUCCCAUCGCUGACCAAAUAGACACCGAGCAGAUUCGUGCUACCAAGGACGUUUCAGAAGCUUACAAUGAGCUUGUCGAGCAUGACGGCAUAGUGAUAUUGUCUCAUUCUGCGGUCGCAUAUGCUUGGGCCGUACAACUUUGGGGUCGAUGCCAUUCACCUUUCGUUACUCAAAAAGGUUAUUUGGGACUCGGACGUCCAUGUGCGCGUAAGGGUGAUGUCUUGUGGGUCUCCAGUGGUGCUGAUACACCCCUGAUCUUGCGCGAGAACGAAGAAGGCAAUUUUCAAAUCGUGGCCGAGGCAUACCUGCAAGAUUUCAUGGACGGAGAGGUUCUUAUCAGUGAUGGCAUAGAAGAGGAGAUUGUCGUGGUAUGA
Molecule: messenger RNA, 1920 nt
Organism: Lithohypha guttulata
Lineage: Eukaryota; Fungi; Ascomycota; Eurotiomycetes; Chaetothyriales; Trichomeriaceae
Gene: MET7
Product: Folylpolyglutamate synthetase
Exons: 1
Coding region: 1-1920 (639 amino acids)
Source: RefSeq, a predicted model, not a curated record